Melanotaenia boesemani (Boeseman's rainbowfish) is the source of this 3002-nucleotide messenger RNA. It is a transcript of the gene mcm6, whose product is annotated as minichromosome maintenance complex component 6. The transcript is spliced from 18 exons. Gene Ontology annotation, molecular function: single-stranded DNA binding; ATP binding; single-stranded 3'-5' DNA helicase activity. Lineage: Eukaryota; Metazoa; Chordata; Actinopteri; Atheriniformes; Melanotaeniidae. The coding region runs from base 136 to 2628 and encodes 830 amino acids. The record is from RefSeq and is a predicted model, not a curated record. Gene Ontology annotation, cellular component: MCM complex; nucleus. Gene Ontology annotation, biological process: mitotic DNA replication; DNA replication initiation; double-strand break repair via break-induced replication.
ACGUGGCCUUGUUUUUCGCGCGAAACUGAGCUCUGUUGUCAGGACGUUAACGUGUUGGAGUGUGAAGAGGAGCUGUCCUGUGGAGAAAUCUUAAGUUUCGUUUAAUUUUACCACAGUUCUAUUGUGUUUCGCAGCAUGGAUGUUGCUACAGUAAACGCAGAGAAUGCCGGAGCAAUGGUGAAAGACGAGUUGGCUGAAAAAUGCCAGAAGUUGUUCCAGGCUUUCCUCGAGGAAUUUCAGACUGGAGAUGGAGAGGUGAAGUACGUCCGGGAGGCCGAGGAGCUGAUCAGGCCUGAGAGAAACACACUGCUGGUGAGCUUCACAGACCUGGAGGGCUUCAACCAGGAACUGGCUACAACCAUCCAAGAGGAAUACUACAGAGUGCAUCCAUAUCUCUGCCGGGCAGUGCGUAACUUUGCUCGGGAUCAUGGGAAUGUUCCUCUUAACAAAGAGUUUUACGUUGCCAUUGAGGAUCUGCCAACCAGGCACAAGAUCCGUGAGCUCUCCUCCAUGCGUAUUGGCACUCUGGUGAAGAUCAGUGGUCAGGUUGUGAGGACACACCCAGUCCACCCUGAGCUGGUGAGUGGGACCUUCCUGUGCAUGGACUGCCAGACUGUGAUCAAAGAUGUCCCUCAGCAGUUCAAAUACUCCCCUCCAACUAUCUGCAGAAACCCCGUCUGCAACAACCGCUCCCGCUUCCACCUCGACACACACAAAUCCAAGUUCAUAGACUUUCAGAAGGUGCGCAUCCAGGAGACGCAGGCGGAGCUUCCUCGUGGUUCAAUCCCUCGCUCCCUGGAGAUCAUCCUGAGGGCAGAGGCUGUGGAGACGGCUCAGGCUGGUGACCGCUGCGACUUCACAGGGACCCUUAUUGUUGUACCAGAUGUGUCUCAGCUCAGCACCCCUGGUAUUCGAGCAGAGAACAGCACCCGUGUGCCUGGAGGUCCUCAGGGAUUUGAAGCAGAGGGAUUGAGAGGACUGAAAGCUCUGGGAGUCAGAGAGCUGUCCUACAGACUGGCCUUCCUGGCAUGCAACGUGGCCCCGACCAACCCACGGUUUGGAGGUAAGGAGCUGCGCGAUGAGGAGCAAACAGCUGAAAGCAUCAAGAGCCAGAUGACAGAGAAGGAGUGGGAGAAGGUGUUUGAGAUGAGUCAGGACAAGAAUUUGUAUCACAACCUGUGCACCAGCCUCUUCCCCACCAUCCAUGGCAAUGACGAGGUGAAGCGCGGUAUCCUGCUGAUGCUGUUCGGAGGCGUCCCCAAGACGACCAUGGAGGGAACUUCUCUGAGAGGAGACAUCAACGUUUGCAUCGUUGGAGACCCGAGCACCGCAAAGAGCCAGUUCCUCAAGCAUGUGGAGGAGUUCAGUCCCAGAGCUGUGUACACUAGCGGGAAAGCCAGCAGUGCUGCAGGUCUGACGGCGGCAGUGGUCCGAGAUGAGGAGUCACACGAGUUUGUCAUUGAGGCUGGAGCUCUGAUGCUCGCAGACAACGGUGUUUGUUGCAUUGAUGAGUUUGAUAAGAUGGACAUUAAGGACCAGGUGGCCAUCCAUGAAGCUAUGGAGCAGCAGACCAUCAGUAUCACCAAGGCUGGAGUCAAGGCCACCCUGAACGCUCGCACGUCCAUCCUGGCUGCUGCCAACCCUGUGAACGGGCGUUAUGACCGCAGCAAGAGCCUGAAGCAGAAUGUCAACCUGACUGCCCCCAUCAUGAGCCGCUUUGAUCUCUUCUUUAUUCUGGUGGAUGACUGUAAUGAGGUUACAGACUACGCCAUCGCCAGGCGGAUUGUGGACCUGCACUCACGUGUUGAGGAGUCAGUGGACAGACUUUACACCCUGGAUGAGAUCCGUAGAUACCUGCUCUUUGCCAGGCAGUUCAAACCUAAGAUCUCCAAUGAAUCAGAGGAGUUCAUCGUGGAGCAGUACAAGCGUCUCCGCCAGCGUGACGGCACUGGAAGCGUUUCCAAAUCUGCCUGGAGGAUAACGGUGCGACAGCUGGAGAGCAUGAUCCGACUUUCAGAAGCUAUGGCUCGCAUGCACUGCUGUGAUGAAGUGCAGCCCAAACAUGUGAAGGAAGCCUUCCGUCUUCUCAACAAGUCCAUCAUCAGGGUGGAGACACCUGAUAUCAACCUGGAGCAAGAAGAUGAACUGGAGGAGGAGCAACAAGAGGAAGGCAACAAUAUUCCAAAUGGAGUAAAUGGUGUAGAUGGCCCUGCAGAUGGUAUUAACGGUCAUGUCAAUGGUAUUAAUGGUCACACUGAUGGUGUGAAUGGCCACGCUGAGCCUGGCAGCCAGCCCAAACCAUCUCUCCGCUUGUCUUUCUCUGAGUACAAACGCAUCUCCAACCUGCUGGUCCUGCAUCUGCGCAGAGCAGAGGAUGCUGAGGAAGAAGAGGAGCUGAAGAAAACUGCAGUGGUUAACUGGUAUCUGAAAGAAAUUGAGUCUGAGAUUGACUCAGAGGAGGAGCUCAUCAACAAGAAGGGUCUGAUAGAGAAGGUUAUCCACAGACUGGUGCACUACGAUCACAUUCUUAUCGAGCUGUCUCAGGCUGGGCUGAAGGGCUCCGAGUCAGAAAGCACAGAGGGAGAAGCUGUUUUGGUCGUCAACCCCAACUACAAUCUGGAGGACUAGACUUUCCCUUACAGCUUAAAACAAUACACAAUGUUCACAUUGUUUUACUGGUGUGUGUACCACAUGCAUGCUAAAGAUGUUGGAGAUGCUGUUAGGUUUAUUUGAGUUAAUCUCAACUGUAAAAAGAUGUAGAAGCUGAGGCUAUGAAGAAAAUUAGGAUGUUGUAAAUAUGCUGCUUUGAUUCUUCAUGUUGUUCACUGACUCGAUGAAACUUUUGAAACUGUGUAAUUGCUGUUUGUUUUGCAUAAUCGUAUAUGGGAGACAAACACCAAGAUUCACAAACAUAGUUUAAAGUUAUAUUGUUUUGUUUUUUGUAAUAUUAUGACAAAGAGAACGAGGAAUGUUGUUUAAACAAAUAAAAAUGUUUCUGUAAA